AUGAUCUGUUGUAGAACAAUUAUGGAAUCAGAUGAUAAUAUAACUUGUUUAUAUUUUCUAGAUUUAGAAGUACAUGAAUUAGUAGAUAGAUUAGAUAAUGAAACGAAUAAUAGAUAUCAUAAAUUAAAUAGAGCUAUUGGACAAUUGUCUGCAAGUGUGAUGUCGAUAAAAUCAACUCUAAUUGGAACCUCCACGCGUGCUUGUGAAGAAGUCUCUUCCAUGUUUGUACAACCAGUAUUACCCAUUCGAAAUCAAGAGCAAUCACAAGUUCUAAGAGCACUCAACGUUGAGGUGGAGGAACUGUUGACAUCUAAAAUUCUGAUUGAAACAUAUCUAUUGUUGUUUGUUCAAGUCUAUUCACAAUCGUCUCCAAGUAAACAUGAAGCUAUUGUAUGGUGUUCUGUCUUCUGUGAUAAAAGUUGGUUAACUAACGUCAAAAAAUCAUUAUUUUAA
Heterostelium album PN500 is the source of this 453-nucleotide messenger RNA. RefSeq lists its product as uncharacterized. The transcript is spliced from 4 exons. The record is from RefSeq and is a predicted model, not a curated record. Lineage: Eukaryota; Evosea; Eumycetozoa; Acytosteliales; Acytosteliaceae. Bases 1 to 453 code for a protein of 150 amino acids.